Patiria miniata (bat star) is the source of this 1558-nucleotide messenger RNA. RefSeq names its product melatonin receptor type 1B-B-like. Gene Ontology annotation, molecular function: G protein-coupled receptor activity. Lineage: Eukaryota; Metazoa; Echinodermata; Asteroidea; Valvatida; Asterinidae. Gene Ontology annotation, cellular component: membrane. The transcript has a single exon. Gene Ontology annotation, biological process: G protein-coupled receptor signaling pathway. The record is from RefSeq and is a predicted model, not a curated record. Bases 147 to 1178 code for a protein of 343 amino acids.
UUAGUUUCCAGGUUUCUGUUGGUGGGCUCUGGAAUUUGUAUCCCUGAAUGACGAACUGGUAUCGCAAGAUCGUACUCUCAGUGCGAACAUCACGGGCAAAACAUCUUUCCUGACUAGCUCAUGCAGCCAUCUUCUGACUGUUAGAAAUGGAAAACUCAACUUUCAAUGACAGUUUCUUUGAGACGACUGAAGCACCUUUUCUUGUAUAUUCGUCCUACUCUAUGAGGCAAAUCAUUGCCGCUAUGUGCACCACUACAGCUAUCGUAGGACUUAUUGGUAAUGCACUGGUCAUUAUAGCUGUUCGAUUGUCCAAGAAACUCCGUACAGUCACCAACGUAUUCGUUAUCAACCUCAGCAUCAGUGAUUUGAUAUCAUGCGUCUGUCUACCUUGGGAGGUGGUGGCUGUGUUGGGCGAAGAUGGCUGGCCGCUCCCACAAGCCGAGUGGCUGUGUGCGGUGACAAGUAUCUUCAUCAUUAUCAGCACGGGAUGUAGCGUGACGAACUUGGCCCUCAUAGCUUUGAAUCGAUGGGUACGUAUCACUAAGUCGCCAGUCCUUGCUCGUCGCAUCUACGCUCGUCGUAACAUCAUCUUCAUGGUGAUAUUUUCCUGGCUAAUGCCGCUGUGUGUUACGUUGAUUCCCCCACUGACUGGUUUUGGCGAACUUGGCUACGAACCUCGCUAUAGUAGCUGCUCCUGGGUCAAAGCAAACCCUUAUUCCUCUCAUCACAGCGUUAUUGUGGGAGUUUUCUACUUUCCCAUCCCACUCAUCACGAUCGGGUUCUGUUACGGCUCUAUCUUCCGUUACGUGGUCAAGACUUCUCGCCGUAUGGCUCAACAUGAAGUCAACUCAGUCUCAGGCCUGGUAAGCGCCUCGGACUCGUCCAUGCGUAAGAAUCUAUGGAAGAGACAGGUUAAAGUUACCAAAAACCUUGUGUAUGUGGUUGCUGCGUUUGUGAUUUGUUCGACUCUCUUCAUCUUUUCUUUUCUGCCGCUUGGAUAUGACUGGAGCAUUCGAAUGACUCCUUACGCAAUCGCCAUCGUGUACUUUAACUGUAUCACUGAUCCUAUUAUCUACGCGACGUCACAUCCAGAUUUCAAGGAAGCAUUCGGCUAUAUGAUUCGAUGUCGAUGGAAAGAUAUUCCUCAAUCUAGCGCCAGUUCAAGGUUAUCGAAAUAGUAACCGAACAAUGAAAGCACUGGUCUUUUUGGCAUAGAUACAAAGACAUGGGUUGCAGAUUUGCAGGCUUUAAAUGUGGCUGAUCCUUUUUAAUGUUUUAGUGGAAUGAUAUUUAAAUAAAACUUUGUUAGAAUGUUUAAGAGUUAGUGAUACGGAUGAAAGUCAAGAAACUAGCAGGUGUAGGCAAGUGUAAUCGUUGUUCCUGUUUGAUUGAAUGAAUUGUAUGUUCUCCUGUUUGAAGUUUCAUUUCAUCUGCCUCUUACCACAAUUGAAAAUACUUCGAAACUUUAUUUUUUCAAAUGUAAUGCCUUAAGGUGGCCGUUGUCAAUAGAAAUAAAGUGACUUAUUUCUUGUAGUUGAAUAAUAUAUUCGGAAAUAGA